Messenger RNA from Fulvia fulva, 1866 nucleotides. RefSeq lists its product as uncharacterized. NCBI's taxonomy places the organism in Eukaryota, Fungi, Ascomycota, Dothideomycetes, Mycosphaerellales, Mycosphaerellaceae. Gene Ontology annotation, biological process: protein polyubiquitination. Bases 1 to 1866 code for a protein of 621 amino acids. The transcript is spliced from 2 exons. Gene Ontology annotation, molecular function: protein binding. The record is from RefSeq and is a predicted model, not a curated record.
AUGCAUCGUCUGCCAGAGGAAGUCAUCCUCCAUAUUCUGUCGUUUCUUGAAAUCGCUGACAUUGUCCAUCUGCAACGUCUUUCGUCACCAUACCUUGCCCUUGCACGGGACAGUGCACUGUGGAAGACUGAAUGCUUCACACAUUCCAGAGCUGAGGCAUUUCGACGACGACAGCAUUUGCUUAGCGUGCAAGAAGCUCACAUUGCAGAGCUCCGCAAUGCAGUCACUGCGCUCCCAGGUGCCGACUUGACCGCAUGGGAUGUCUCCCAGCUGGUUGCUAGAUCGCAACAGACACCAUCUACUGAUCCGGUAGCCGCAGCACGAACACAACGAACUCGUGCACUGGCUUCAUGGGAGCCGAACUAUCCCAACGAACGUAUCGACUACUACGAGGAGUACAUCCAGCGUCAUGCUUCCAUUACUGUCGCCUGGCUUGACCUCCCCAAGUCUCCGGCCGAUCAAGUCCGUGAAGCCACAGGACUAGGACUGCUGUCCGAUCAACGGGACUCAUCUCUGCAACGUGCCAUCGCACCUCUCGACGAUGGCAGUGUCUGCAUCUGGGAUGUGGCUGCCAAGUCGACCACUUCAUCUGCUGGAGGCGGCAGACUGAUCGCACAGAGUAGAGCAGGGCUGCUUAGUGGUCAACCUACAGACGCUAUUUCCGAAAGUCACACUAUCAUGACGGAGACUGGCGCAGUCGAGUGCGUCUCAAUCGACAGCACAGCACAAAAGGCCUACAUGGCGGUACAGAACCACCUACAUGAGCUGGACUUGAGCACUUUGCAAAUCACAUCCACGAAAGAGUAUCCAUUUCCCAUCACAGCUCUGUCGGAAGCAAGCGGCAAGACUCCCAUCACAGUCGGGACGAACAUGACAAUCCAUCUCCACGAUCCCAGAGAUCCCGCUUUCACUCCCCAGGAGACAUCAACCGGUGGCGAGCUGAUAGGCGGCUCGGUCUACUCACAUGCGACCCUGGCUCAGCCCGGGCCUCUAUCAAUCCUCAACCACGACGGUUUCACACGCGACGACAGCUCAAUCUGGGUGGCAGGACGCUUCACAUCCUUACUGAACUACGACCGCCGCUUCUUCCCACGACUUCGCGGCACCGUCUUCAGUGGAGCCAGAAUCGCGAGUCUCUUCGCUACUCCUCACCCCUUCAUACCCCGAAGCCUCGACCUGAUGCGCAACCCAAACGCCUCGAUGUCCGCCUUACUCGAAGCCAAGCAAAGAACAGGCACCACAAUCCUUGCCGCAGCCGAGUACAAAGGCAAAGGAUCACUCGAACUCUACGGCCUUCCUGAUCUCCAAUCCUACCAAAAUCGCCAAACAGCAUCAGCCUCGAAACUUCUGUCCGCUGUGCCCCACGGCGGCCGAAUCGUCUUCAGCGACGGCGAUGGACACCUAAAGUGGAUGGAACGUGAUGGCUUCACGCACGUCAGAACCUUCAACAUCAACGACGCCAUGCCAGAUGCUGAAGCCAGCGCCCAAGACGCCAGUGCCUACGGCAUCUGGUCUUCAACAGCUUCCGAGAUGCCCGGACAGGGUGACAUUGUGCAGAAAAUGCUACCCACCUACAGCAGUCGUUCUGUACCAUCAGCCGAAAUGGGACGACCGGACAUCAACCAAAACAAUCUCCUACUUUGGACUGGCGAUGGUAGACUUGGUAUCCUCGGUUUUGGGCAGAGCGAUCCUCUCGGUGCGGAAGAGUGGCACCAUGCGAUGGAAAGUCAGGCGAAGAAUGCCGAGGAGAUGGCGAGAGAAGAUGCUGAGAGGCAGUAUUCGCAGCGUGUGCGGAGGGCACUGGAGAGGAAUGCGGAUGAAGUGAGGUCUGUGCGGGGGUUGGGGAUGGGGUUUGCGAGGCCGUAA